Molecule: messenger RNA, 5760 nt
Organism: Lucilia cuprina (Australian sheep blowfly)
Lineage: Eukaryota; Metazoa; Arthropoda; Insecta; Diptera; Calliphoridae
Gene: Mctp
Product: multiple C2 and transmembrane domain-containing protein
Exons: 13
Coding region: 1519-4251 (910 amino acids)
Biological process (GO): regulation of neurotransmitter secretion
Cellular component (GO): synaptic vesicle membrane
Molecular function (GO): calcium ion binding
Source: RefSeq, a predicted model, not a curated record
AUUUAUUAGCCUUCUAUUACAAAUCAACAACAAGUGUUCAAUUGACCAAACAAAUUAGAUAAAAACGAGUCAGCAACAAUAAAACUUAAACGAGCAAUAAAAGCACAAUUUAAUGCAACCAAACAAAAGUGGAAAAUUAAGAGAAAAAAAUUGUUUGUAUGUGAAUAUAAAAUGAGUUAAUAAAAUUUCAUAUUAACUGCACAAGAACAAUAUAAAUAUUUUAUAUAUUUAAAAGGAAUAAAUUAAAAAACAAUAUGUUGAGUUUCAUCAAAAACCGUGAAAAGAAACUACAAAUUUGCUGGAAUUUAAAUGUGAAAUUGCGUGAUGGCUAGACAUGCCAGGCAUAUCAAAUAUGAAAAACAAAAUUACAGUUUUUGUGUUCAGGCAAUAUGAAAAAAUAGGUUUUUAUUAACUAGCAGAGACUAGUGAAAAUUCAAAGCACACCCACUUAAUUUUGGGCCAGUUGAGUUAAAUACUACCACAUACUAUAACCCGAGUAAAUAAAAGUCUGAGUUAACCACUAUGAUUUGGCAAAAAAUAGGCAUUUGAUUAAAUUAAAAACCAGCCAACCAAAGAUAGAAAAAAACACAGCCUGCAAUAGUAAAUCGCAUAAAUAAGAAUAUAAAAGAACUAUAACAAAGGACUUCCUAAACCUCCUUCCUUGUUGGCAAUUAAAAAAGAAAAUAACUGAAAUACUUGCUCAAAUUGUAAACAAUAAAAAAGCAACAACAAUAGCAAUCCUUUAAACUGUCUUUAAACAAGCAAACAAUGACGUCAUAAUACUCAAUCAUAUAACACUAUUAGCAAAGAGAAAGAAAAUCAUACAAACGCAAAUACUCACUCAUUCAGUUAAAAACAAUUGGAAAAAAAGCCUCUCUGUACUGUAGAAAAAGUUUUGGCAACUAUUAGAAAAUAAAGCAAUAUGUGUGUUUAAAACAUGAAUACUCUACACACAAUUACUCAAAUAAAUGGGAGAAUUUUUAAUUUAACUUACACUCACACAUAGACACUCACAAGACUGAAAGAGUACUUACACUCAGUUUUGUUUAAAAGAAAUCCCAACAACUAACGUUUCCUACAAUUACUUCUCUACUCAAUAAAGAAGCAACAACAAUAUACAAAAAACUGCUAGUUUUUUCCUCUUUUUCGUAAACAACGUCAGCAUUAACAAAAUACUAUCAACAAUACAUACAUAACUCUCUUUUGCUCAUCCUUUAUAUCCGGUUUAAAGAAAUUUCUAAAUCCUACCCCCACAAACAUUGAUGUGUCAACAUUUUUACUCAUAACGUCAUUAUUACGUUAAGUUUAUACCAAUAAUAGAAAAUAAACAAAAGCCCCGAAAAAAAAACAACUACUGCCGCCCUCAGCUGCUGCUGUCAUAACACUAACAAGUUAAAAGGAGCAACGUAGAAAAAACUAAGGAAACAAGUAAACAAAUACAUACAAACGUUAAAAUUUGUUUAUUUGAGUUAGUUUAUUAACGUUUCACCAUAACUAUAUAAUUAAACAAAUCCAACAAUGUCAGAAAAUUUACCUUCAACUUCAACAGCUCGCAUCCACUACAGCGACGAAGUUCUGCUAAGCGAUGAAUAUCGUGCCGAAUAUCGACGACAAGAAUUCGCCAGCAAAGAAUCAAUCAAUAUAACACCAUCCGCCUCGCCACACGGUUCACCACAGUCUCGCCAAAGAUUAGGACAGCAUUUAAGUAAAUCGGCUUCCGAACUGAAUGGUCGUCAGGAAUCACCACAGGUCUCACCAAAACGAGCUAAAAGUGCUGCAGCUCCGCAUACGAGUGGUAGCUCUGGAUCGGGUGUAUUUCAAAAGACUCAUGGCUUCUUUAAUAAUCUCAAACAUCGUUGGGGUCGUGCUAAAAGUAAAGAUCGUGUAGGCCGUAAAUCCCCUAGUGAUUUUCUCGAAGAAAGUACUGACUAUGCAGCCGAUUACAGUUCGGAGAGUAGUUCAGUUACUCAAAGUCCCAGACAUCGUUCGAAAACUAUAGGUGGUUCACCAUUGGCUAAAGAAUUUAAGGCCACUGCUAAAAUGGCUCAAGUUAUACAAAGAUUUGGCGGCUCAAUGGAGGGGCGUAUAGAUGAGGAUCCUGAAAAUGGUGCCAUUGGCUCAGAUUGUCAAGUGACCUCCAUGCAAUUGGAACAAUUGCAGGCUGAUGAAAUGCGCCGCAAAAAGGAGGCACAAUUACGUCAAUACGUCUUUUUUCAAUUACGUGUUCAUCUCAAGAGUGGCAGUGAUUUAGUGGCCAUGGACAAAAAUGGUUUAAGUGAUCCUUAUGUUAAAUUUAAAAUGGGUGGCAGACUAUUGCACAAAUCACGUACAAUACAUCGAGAUUUAAAUCCUGUGUGGGAUGAAGUAUUUGUGGUGCCCAUAGAAGAUCCCUUUGAGCCAGUUGUAGUGAAGGUCUUUGAUUACGAUUGGGGUUUACAGGAUGAUUUCAUGGGUUCAGCAAAAAUAGAUUUAACACAAUUGGAAUUGGGCAAAGCAGAGGAUAUUAAUUUGCCAUUGAAUGAUAUCAAUCAUCCAGAACGACAAAUGGGCGAAAUAUUAAUUAACUUAACAUUAUGGCCACGUUCCCAAGAGGACAAGGAAAUGGUAAGUCAUUUCCAACGUAAUUCCAAAUUGGCUGAAUCAUCGAAACGUUUAAAGUCUCAAAUCUGGAGUUCAGUGGUUACAAUUUUAUUAGUUAAAUCCAAAGGUUUACCUUUGGGUGAAGAUGGCAAUAAACUCAAUGAUAUUCAUAUCAAAUUUAGACUGGGCAAUGAAAAAUACAAAAGUAAAUCCUCUUGGACCGAACGCUGGCUAGAGCAAUUCGAUUUACAUCUUUUCGAUGAAGAUCAAAAUUUAGAGAUUUCUCUAUGGAAUCGUAAUACUUUAUAUGGCAAGGCUACCAUUGAUCUCAGUGUUUUUCAGCGUGAAACUACACAUGGUAUUUGGAAACCCUUUGAAGACUGUCCCGGUGAAGUGUUUCUUAUGUUGACCAUAAGUGGCACUACCGCUUUAGAAACUAUAAGUGAUUUGAAAGCAUUCAAAGAAGAUCCUCGUGAACUGCAGGUGUUACAUAAUCGUUAUCGUUGGCAUCGUUGUUUUCAAAAUUUACGUGAUGUUGGUCAUUUAACGGUGAAAGUUUUCGGUGCUCAAGGUUUGGCUGCAGCGGAUAUUGGAGGCAAAUCUGAUCCAUUUUGUGUGCUAGAGUUAGGCAAUGCUAGACUGCAGACACAAACGGAAUAUAAGACUUUAACGCCUACAUGGAAUAAAAUAUUUACUUUCAACGUCAAAGACAUAACCCAGGUAUUAGAAAUAACUGUUUACGACGAAGAUCGGGACCAUAGAGUAGAAUUUUUGGGUAAACUUGUUAUACCCCUGUUGCGUAUUAAAAAUGGUGUCAAGCGGUGGUAUACAUUAAAAGACAAAAAUCUGUGCAGUCGGGCCAAAGGCAUGUCACCGCAGAUUUUAUUAGAAAUGAAUGUGGUGUGGAAUGAAAUACGGGCCAUCUGUAGAGUACUACAGCCGAAAGAGGAGAAAUUAAUACAACAGGAGGCAAAAUUUAAAAGACAACUAUUCCUUCGCAAUGUCAAUAGACUGAAAGAUAUAAUAAUGAAUAUUUUCGAUGCUGCUAGAUAUAUACAAUCUUGUUUUGAAUGGGAAAAUCCCUUAAGAUCGGCCAUAGCUUUUACUUUAUGGGUGCUAGCGUGUAUAUAUGGUAAUCUGGAAACAAUACCUUUAGUAUUGUUGCUAAUCAUACUCAAAAAAUGGCUAAUACGAAUGAUAACGGGACAGUCGGAUACUGGAGGUGGUAAUUAUGAUUAUGACUACGAUGAAGACGACGAAGAUGAUAAGGAAAAGGAAGAGAAAAAAUCGAUUAAAGAGCGUUUACAAGCCAUACAAGAAGUAUCACAGACUGUGCAAAAUACCAUAGGUUAUUUGGCCUCAUUAGGAGAGAGUACUAAGAAUACUUUUAAUUUUUCCGUCCCCGAAUUGACCUGGCUGGCAGUAGUUUUACUAGUUGGUGCCAUAGUAGUCUUACAUUUUAUACCCAUACGUUUCCUAUUAUUAUUUUGGGGCAUUAUGAAAUUUACCCGAAGAAUACUGAGACCAAAUACUAUACCCAAUAAUGAGUUGUUGGACUUUUUAUCGAGGAUACCAGAUGAUGAGGAAAUUAACCAAUAUCGUGAACUACCACCCACUACAGCUGCUGAGGCUGCUCGAAAUAAUCCCAAAAAGAAAUUCAAAGCAUCAUAGUCCAUAGCGAGUACGGAUGAGGCUGAUAUAAUUAUGGAUUUGUAUGGGGCUCGUGAGACAUCGACAUCGAGCAAAUCAAUGGCCGUUUUGCCGCAACAUGUUGUCAAUAUAUCGCAACGCUCGAUGCGUAAUGUUUCGAACAUGUUUAAGGCCGGCACUGAUAAUAUACGCAUGACGACCGCAUUUAAGAAAAUGAAACAAAAGUACGCAUAAAUCCAAUACAUGACAAAAUAGUAGUAAAUUUAGGAAUAAUUAAAAAUUUUUCUAUAUUUUUUUUCUUAAGUAUUUCGUAUGUUUUUUUUACAAACGUUUUGGUGUUAAAACAAAAUUGAUAAAGUCUUAGUAAUAGUUAUAAAAUAUAAUAAUUCUUUUUUUAACUUAAAAUACCGGCAAAAAAUUCUCCGUAAAAGCAUAAUAAUGUAAACUCAUUUGUCCAAUUCACAAUCGAUGUCGUAUCGUUGUAGCGUUGUAAGUUAUAAAAAAAUUUUCAAAUAACAUUUUGUCAAACAAAAACAAAUCAAAAAUUACGACAUACUACGAUACAACCGUAAAACACCGAUUCUGAAUUGGACAAUUAUACUUUCGAAUUAGAACUGAACACAUUAAAACAAACUCCAUUAGUUCUGAAAUUAAUGACAUAAUUUUCACCAUUAUCGAUUUUAGAAUUAGUUUUUUGAUUUUUAUUUCCCUUUUGAAAUUGUGAAAAAUUUUCAAAUAGGUCCACGUAGUGUAAAAGGCGAAUUUUUGAUAAAAUAGUUUAGUCGAAUUUUUGAUAAAAUAGAAAACAUAUCUCUAUAAUGAAAGUCUUAAAUCACAAGAGUUAUAGGAUAGCUAAGUCCACUCAGAUUGAAAAAUGGCUUAGAACUAACAUUAUAAUAAGACACAAGAGCAUCACGAAUGUUCUCUUUGUAAGCGUCAAUAUAAUGUCCUAUUUGUAAGCGAGAGCUCAGACAGUAACCACCUUAUUGUCUCUUAGUAAUCUAGAAAGUAGACACUUUAAAAAAAGGCAAAGUUCUUUAGCAUGCAUUGAUUAGCUUCUUCUCUAUUUUGAAUCUAUGUAGUAACGAAUCAUUUUCUCCUAGGAAAAGUACAAGUUAGAAUAACUAGUCAACUGGGUAGUCGUUUACUAGGGGUGACCCUUAGUAAAGGUUUAAUGUAUAAAUAGUUCAAGACUGUCCCCCCGCUCUGCUGGAAAUUUAUGAUCGAUCAUAUUUACUACUAAUAGGUUUUUUUUUCGCCACGAAUGUCCUCUUUGUAAAUGUCAUUAUAAUGACCUACUUGUUAGCGAGAUCGAAGACAGUCGCCUCCUUAUUGUCCCUAAGUAAUUCGGAAAGUAGACACUUUAAAAAGAAAAAGUUCUUUGGCAUUCAUUGACAUGCUUUUUUCUCUCUGUUUAAUCUGUAGAUUAGUGAAUAAUUUUCUCCUAAGAAAACUACAAGUUAGAAUAACUUGUCAACUGGGUAGUCGUUUACUAGGGGUUACUCUUAGUGAAGGUUUAAAAUAUAGUUC